ACAACCCGCUAUAUUUCGUCAUUCGUGAGCAAUAUACACCUAUGGUUGGCUGUACUCACGUGCAUCUGACAGAAUUUUGAUAAGUCACUAAAUCAGGCGAAUGAUACACUCGAGAAUGGGCACGCGAUUGUCUGGAAGGUUGUGCAUGAUCGUCACCUGCCAGGAAGUAGGACUAGAAGGAGGAGAUACCAUCGUGUGGUGACUGGAGGACUCUCUACUUUCUCUCUAUCCCAUCACACGUGUUGAAUCGUGGGAAUGGAUUGAUGAUGCUGUUGAUAUUGAAGAGAUAAUUGUUGUUACGGAAUGAAUGAUGGAUGCUAUGGUGUCACCGUCACCCAACGCGGCCAACGAUCCUUCCUCGGGGGAAAAUGUUGGCCAGGCAACGGUUGUCAUCAUCCUCGGUGUCCUGGUCGGUUUGUGUAGUUCGCUGACAAUAAUCGCUGUGCAGAAAUUCAGAUCGGUCAGUAAUCCCGAUAUCUUGAUAUUCGCUUUAGCCAUCUUGGAUUUCACCUCGUCAGUGACUGUGUUCCCGUUGGCAGCCUACUGGUACCUUAGAGUUGGGACAUUCCCCGGGGAACUGUGCCGGGUCUACGGUGCGCUGACCACAGCACUACAGCUCGCCUCGACCGCGGUUGUUUCUCUUAUGACGUUAGACCGUUUCCUGGCCAUCCGCAAACCAAUCUUUUAUCGGACUCGCCUUGGAGGCGUUCAACUCAAACGGGUAGUAGCUGCUAUUGUAAUAUCGUCUGCCGUCAUAGGAUGCAUACCUGCUAUUCUAAGUGAACCUACAACAAAGUGGACCACAAUGACAAAUCGUCAUGGCUACUGUACAUUUGAUUACUCGAAAAACUUUACUUUGGUGAUUUUGGCUAUAAGCGUUCCCCAGAUUCCGCUUCUUGUUUACUGCUAUGUAGGGUUCGUAGUCUCCAUUCGGAAAUUUAUCCAGCGCAGGCAGCCGAGCCAGGAGCAGAGCCCUGUGGGCAGCACGGCUUCAUCGGAGGCUAGUGGGCGAAGGAGUCAGCAUCCUGGUCCAGUCCGCUCUGAGAGUAAUAAGGAACUAGUUGCAUCAUCUUGCCGUGCCUUCUGCUGCUGCUGUUUUGGCUGCCCUACAAAAUGCCGCAAAAAGACAAAGAAAGUAGUUUCUAAGGAAGACAUAUUGGAGAAGACGCAGAACUUGAUGAAGAACUUGAACCUAAAGAGAUGUACCCGGAUGUCUAAAACUGUGGCUCUUGUUGUUAUCAUUUAUUAUGUGCCAUGGACCUUGGCUUUGAUUACAAUGGUAGUUGAGCUGAUAACCCAAUACUACAACUCCACAUUAAACCUGAUCAUGGUUCGCCUCAUGAUGGCGCACUCUAUCUUCUACCCGGCAGUAUAUGCAGUACUAUGUGAAAACUACAAGCAAGCGUAUAAAUGGGCGCUGAGUCUACCUCUACAUGCAUGCGGUGUGAGAUGGUACGAGCGCCCUCCACUGGGUCUUACAGUGAGUGAAAUGCAGCGGAUAUCUCAUCGCAUGGCGCUAGAAGAAUGGGAGAGUCCAGGGCUUAAUAGGCGACUAUACAGCAAGCGACCGUUUCUGAAGCGAUCGACAACGAACAGCCUUAAGGACGCCAUCACCGCUGAUGACGAGCCAGGCCAAACCAACCUAGGAUUCGACGGGAAUGAGAACACAAGUUCGGAACAGAAUGUUGAUGAUGGACAGGUUACUAUUGAAAUCGUCCCAGAGGGCGCUGCAAGGAAACCUUCCAUCGAAAGUACGUCACCAUCAACCGCUGGUGUCCAAAUAGUUCAAAUAGAGCGACCACCAUCCCCACCUGAUGAGAGAGUACCACGGGAAGAGAGCAAACAGGGUACUAGCGCCACCAUGAGGCGUCCAUUAGAGAAUCAAACAUCGGACAGUGGAGUUGAUGUUGACUCGAUAUAUCUCGAUAGCGCCCCUAGCGGUAAUAAUAGUCCAGCCAUCUUAAGACUACUAACAGUUGAUUCUGAUUCCUCAACGUCAUUGUCUGACGUAACUGAACAUUUCACUCAGGUUCAUGAUGUCAAACAGUUUGAUGAUGUGUUGAAAACAAAGGACCAAGACAUUAUAACAGCAACUACAGAUGUAGUUAUGCUAGAUGAGGAAACAAUGACUGACUCUUUGACAGAAAAUGAUGAAAUGUGUGAUUUGAUACCAACCAGAUUAUUAGAAAAUGAUAAAAUUGUGCCAAAGUUGAUUGCUCCAUCUACAACAGAAUCAGUGACUCAAACUGAUAAUGUAGGAGGCGUCAGUGAAGAUACCAUGUCUUCGGGUGAUUGUUACAGUAUUCGAGAGACAACACCGGGGAGGAAAAGUGUUUUAAGAAUUGAGCCUUGUUCAGCGGGAGAUCAGUGCAAGGGACUGGUUCGAAUCCACGUGGAGGUGGUUGAGCUCCGGCCAGACACGCCUCCCCUUGCCCCGGACACGUGUUCUCUUCAAAGUAAAACCACCCAGUGUCGUGUCAAACCAGCUAGCCAAAAACCGUCCCUGAAGUUCUGCAUGAAGAAGAACAGGUUUGUACCCAGUACCUCGAGCUUCGAGGAAAUGGAUUCAUAUUCACUGGAUCUCGGUGGACAAAGCGUAAUUGGUAUUGAUGCGACUGUGAAAGAUAAAGGGUUAUCUGAACCAACUACUGACACUAUAGUUAUAACAGAUCGUAAACAAGAUGACGAGUUGACGGCUAAGCAUUCGACACUUAGUGUUGAUAACAAUGGCGACCCUCCAGCAAAAGGGUUCAAAAAUCGCCAAAUGCGUGCAAGUCGAGCAUUACGUGAGAGCACUCGUUACCAGGAUGACAUUGUCAUGUUUAGUCAAAUGAUCAUGCGCAGACAGAACGAAGAGUCAGCUCUCUCAUCUUCAGUCAAAGAAGAGGAAGAUGAAGUCGAGUGCUCAGACCAACUCCCAGAAGGACAAGGACCUACGUUGAUUGUGACAGAUCAUAUGGAACUUUGAACUUCCCUAGUAGACUAAUAGCACCACCGCGAGAGGGCGUGGUACAUCAAAAAUGAAUAGACCUUUUCGCAAAUAUCCUUUGCGCAAGCGCUAACUGUUGAAUAAGGUGCAUUCUGGUUUAGAGGGAUCAAAUUUUAUCCCUAGCUAGACCAGAAUGUACAUAUCAACGCCUAACGCGCGCCCCGAGUAUUUGCGAUAAGGUCUAUGUCCACAAAUCAUUUCGCAAAUACCCACUGCUUUGUGAAAUCGGCCACAUACCUCAUUCAACAGUUACCGCUUCCGCAAUGGGUAGCAAAUUUGCGAAAGGGUCAAUAAGACAGGUGGCAACAGCAGAGGAUGAUCAACAUUUCCAAAAGCUGAAAUGAAAGUAAUUUCUGAAGACAGGUGCAUAAAGUUCUGCUAUAUGCCGCCUAACCUUAAAUAACAUUCACAUCGGAAUUACGCCGUAUAAUACUGUUGACGGUAAACAGAGGCUAAUGUUUUGGUAUUUUAAUGUACAUUUUCACGCGUUUUUACACACUAGUUGCAUAGUGUGUAGCAAUUCGUUGGUUUGAAAUAUAACUGAUGUGUCCAUCUGUGGUUUUUCUAUUUUUGUCUAAAUCAAUGAGACCGAACUUAGAUUAAAGAGGGAAUGGUCUCGGCCAGUAUUAUUAUUUGUUAUGCUUUAUGCAAGACAUGUUACAGAAAAUAACAUGCCGUUAUUUGGACCUUUGGGUGAAAUACUUUUUUUCAAGAACGUACCUCGGUUUGGCGCAGAAUGUUUUGAAGCCUGGUCCAUACUUCUUGCGCAAAUGCGACUGCGACCGGAAUU
Asterias rubens (European starfish) is the source of this 3779-nucleotide messenger RNA. RefSeq lists its product as uncharacterized. The coding region runs from base 308 to 2968 and encodes 886 amino acids. The transcript is spliced from 4 exons. Lineage: Eukaryota; Metazoa; Echinodermata; Asteroidea; Forcipulatida; Asteriidae. Gene Ontology annotation, molecular function: trace-amine receptor activity. The record is from RefSeq and is a predicted model, not a curated record. Gene Ontology annotation, cellular component: membrane. Gene Ontology annotation, biological process: G protein-coupled receptor signaling pathway.